Molecule: messenger RNA, 3403 nt
Organism: Notothenia coriiceps (black rockcod)
Lineage: Eukaryota; Metazoa; Chordata; Actinopteri; Perciformes; Nototheniidae
Gene: tlr7
Product: toll-like receptor 7
Exons: 2
Coding region: 59-3226 (1055 amino acids)
Biological process (GO): positive regulation of interleukin-6 production; toll-like receptor signaling pathway; defense response to virus
Cellular component (GO): plasma membrane
Molecular function (GO): protein binding; pattern recognition receptor activity
Source: RefSeq, a predicted model, not a curated record
AUCCAACCUGACAACAGCACUCGUAGACGGACCUCUUUAAAAAUCUCUCAUGUGAACAAUGUUCUUCCACCUGAUAAGUGUGGCACUGCUGAGCCUGUGGUGCUGCCCCAUCAUACUGAAAGCUAGCGUUUCUUACCCAAAGACUCUGCCAUGUGAUGUAAGCGAGGCGAGCGACGGGAACGUGGUGACGGUUGACUGCACUGAGAGGAACCUCAAAGAUGUCCCCCCGGGCAUCCCCAGAGACACGACCAAUCUGACGCUCACCAUCAACCAUAUUCCUAAAUUAAACUCCACCUCCUUUCACGGUCUGGAGAACCUGACUGAGAUUGACAUGAGGUGCAACUGUGUGCCCAUCAAGAUCGGGCCCAAGGACCGCAUGUGCAACAAGAGUGUGAUGAUCGAGGAAAACACCUUUACCGACCUGAAGAACCUGCGAGCCCUGUAUCUGGAUGGGAAUCAGCUCGACAGUAUACCUAAAGGCCUCCCUGCAAACCUGAUCCUCCUGAGUUUGGAAGUGAAUCAUAUUUUUUAUAUUUCUAAAGCCAACCUCUCUGAGAUUAGAAACAUUGAGAUUCUCUACCUCGGUCAAAACUGUUAUUUCCGUAACCCAUGUAACGUUUCCUAUGGCAUAGAGGAAGGGGCAUUUUCCCAGCUUAACAAUUUAACAUUGUUGAGUCUUAAGUCAAACAACUUAUCCUUUAUUCCAAAUCUACUGCCCACGAGUCUGAAGGAGUUGUACCUCUACAACAACAACUUUCAAAAAGUCACUGAGGAAGAUUUCAAAAACUUAACUAACCUUGAGAUUCUAGAUAUUAGCGGAAAUUGUCCUCGCUGUUACAACGCUCCUUUCCCAUGCGACCCCUGCCCAGGUAACUCAGCCCUCAAUAUCAGCGAGACGGCUUUUCAAAUGUUGACAAAGCUAAAGACACUGCGUCUGCACAGUAACUCUCUGAAAUAUGUGUCGUCUGAGUGGUUUGCCAGCACAAUAGAGCUGAGAGUUCUUGAUCUCUCAUCAAACUUUUUAGCAAGAGAGAUAGGAGUCACGCACUUCCCUCAUCACCUUGGGAAACUAGAAGAACUGGAUCUCUCCUUUAACUACGAGCUUCAGAGGUACCCUGAAACACUGACGCUGAGCUGCAGUUUCUCCUCCUUGAAAUCCCUCCGGAUCCUCAGACUGAAGGGCUUUGUGUUCCAGCAGCUCAAGUCAGAGAGCAUUGCUCCUUUAAAACAUCUCACAAACUUGGAGGUUAUAGAUUUGGGUACAAACUUUAUUAAAAUCACAAACCUUAGUAUUCUGAUGGAAUUAAAAAGCUUUAAAAUAAUCAGUCUGUCUGACAAUAAAAUAUCUUCCCCCUCUGACGGCCAAGAUUCUGUGGGGUUCUCCGGGGGGGAGACCCAGUACUGGACCCCCAUGUCCCCUGCAGCUCAGUACAAAAGUAAGGAAGUGAGAGAGAUUCAUUACUUCAGAUAUGAUGAAUAUGCACGCAGCUGCAAAUACAAAGAUAAAGAACUCGGCACGGUUGCAUCCUUUGUCAACACGAAUUGCAGUCAGUUCGGCAAAACCCUAGAUGUGAGCAGAAACAACAUUUUUUUCUUGCAUCCCAGAUUUCUAAAUCUCAGAGAGCUGAGAUGCCUCAAUCUGUCGGGGAAUGCAAUGAGCCAAAGUCUUAAUGGCACUGAAUUUAGCAAUUUGAUUAAUUUACAAUAUUUAGACUUCUCCUCAAAUCGCCUCGACCUGCUCUACCCCACUGCCUUUCAGGAGCUGAAAAAUCUGGUCAUCUUGGAUAUCAGUCGCAACAACCAUUACUUUGAGUCCGAGGGCUUGACUCACAUGCUUAAUUUUACCAAACAUUUGAAAAAUCUCAAAGUAUUGCUCAUGAACCACAACAAGAUCUCUACUUCUACUAACACAGAGUUGGAGAGUCAAUCUCUAGAGAGGUUAGAGUUCAUAGAUAACCGGUUAGACAUGUUGUGGAGGGACGGGGACAACCGGUAUUUUAAUUAUUUUAAGAAACUAGAUAAUCUGAUUGUUCUCGACAUCUCGCAUAACAACCUCCCCUUCAUUCCACAAGAAGUGUUCAGUGGUUUUCCGGACAAACUGUCCGAGCUCUAUAUAAAAAAUAACAGACUAAAAGACAAAUCUUUUUAUUGGGAGAAACUAAACCUUCUGCACUCUCUUCACGUCUUAGAUCUCAGUGGAAACAGCUUCACCACUGUUCCAGCCAUGUUGUCACUCUGUACCAAAUCUCUAAAGAAGCUCCUUUUACAUAAAAACCAAAUCCUGAAACUCACGCCAGAUUUCCUCAAGGGUGCCCACAACUUAAAAUAUCUGGACCUAAGCUUUAAUCACCUACAGCACAUUGAGAAAUCCAGCUUCCCAGAUGAUGUCGUUAAUAACAUGGACAUGCUGCUUCUGCACAAAAACAGAUUUCUAUGCAGCUGCAACGCAACUUGGUUCAUCACGUGGCUCAACACGACCACGGUGAAGAUCCCCAGGCUGGCCACGGAGGUUACGUGCGCCAGCCCGGGGGCUCAAAGAGGUCACCCUGUGAUCUCAGUGGACCUGCUAGCCUGCCAGCACAACUACCUGUCAAUCAUGCUGUACACCCUCAUGACUUCCCUCGUCCUCAGCUUCCUCACCCUGUCAAUCUCCAGCCACCUCUUCCUGUGGGACGUCUGGUACAUCUACCACUUCUGCCGGGCAAAGCUCAAAGGUUACGGCCGCCUGUAUUCCCAGACCUCUGCCUAUGAUGCCUUUGUAAUAUAUGACAAGGAGGAUACGGCCGUGACGGAGUGGGUGCUGAAGGAAAUGUGCGCUCAUCUGGAGGAACACGGGGACCGCCGCCUGGCGCUGUGUCUGGAGGAGAGGGACUGGAUGCCCGGGUGUCCUCUGAUCGACAACCUCUCACAGAGCAUCCACAACAGCAAGAGGACCGUGUUCGUACUGACCAACAAAUACAUCAAAAGUGGCAAUUUCAAGACAGCGUUCUACAUGGCCCACCAGAGGCUAAUGGAUGAAAAAAAUGACGUUAUUGUACUGAUCCUCUUGGAGAAAGUACCAUGCAAUUCAAAGUACCUGAGGCUGAGGAAGAGGCUCUUUAAGCGCUCGGUGCUGGAGUGGCCCACUAACCCUCAGGCCCAGUUGUACUUCUGGUUCAGCCUGAGAAGUGUGUUAGCCACUGAAAGUCACAAACAAUACAACAACCUCUUUAAGGAGACACUCUAAGACAACAAACUUUCAUUCUUAGUUCCUCCUUUCAUUUCAUAAUUGUACUUCUGUAUAUAAAUAAUAACUUUUGAAUGCCAAGCAACCCAGUUUUGAAAUGCAUUUCUGUUAUAUGAAUGACCGUUUGUGUGCAGUCCCUUAAUAGAGAACUUGCUGCUUCUCUUUGGCAUCACCACA